GGCUCACUAACAGGAAGCCGUGAAAGGCGGAAACACGUCGCCUAUGUACCUCACGUGGUAAAAUGGUGGCGCACGGGGAUAAACAACAGGGCCACAGACCCGGUAUCUAUAAGCAGAAAAAUAAAGGACACAAACAUGGAAAACAUAGAACGAAAGGUGGUAUCGAGAGGGAAAAUAAAGGGCGGGUGUCAGUAACUGCCAUAACCAAAAAGCAGAGAAAAGAACAACGAAAGAUGGACAGAAGACACAAAGCCAGUCAGCUACGCAGGAACAAGAAAGACAUGGUCCUGACAGAAAAGAGACGUCUUGGCAGCAGGGACGGUCCUCCUCAUCUGGUGGCUGUGGUGCCUCUCCACGCUGCAGUGGAUGCUGGUGCUGUGACAAAACUCCUAAGAGAAGCAGCUGGAGGCAUCGUCCACCAGGAGAAGUGUGUCAGUGGCAUCAUGGACAGUUUUGGGCUGAUUGUGCCCCGGUUUAAACAGAGGUUCAUGUUUUUGAGCCACAGCACAAACGACAUGCACUCACUGUUGGAUGUGGCAAAGGUUGCAGACAGUCUUGUGUUCCUGCUGGACUCCGAUGAAGGCUGGGACAGUUAUGGAGAAUACUGUCUGUCCUGCCUCUUUGCCCAGGGCCUCCCCAGCUAUGCUCUGGUGUGUCAGGGUGUGGUGGAUCUUCCUGUUAAGAAAAAGGUAGAGUCAAGAAGAGCCCUGUCAAAGAUCACAGAGGUCCGGUUUCCUGAUACCCGCCUCUUUCCUCUAGACCUGGAGCAGGACGCCACUCUCCUUCUAAGACACCUGGGCACUCAGAAACAGAGGAAGCUUGGUUUCCGCUCAAGGCGUUCCCAUCUUUUGGGUCAACAGGUCACUUUCACACCCAACAGCCCAGUUGAGGGUACAACUGGUGGAAGGACUGGACUGGGUACGCUGUGUGUCUCUGGUUAUAUCCGUGGACGUCCGCUGCAAGUUGACAGACUGGUUCACCUCAGUGGCCAUGGAGACUUUCAGCUCAGUCAAAUCGAUGCCCCAUCAGAUCCACUUCCUUUCAACUCGACUGCCAGAGAAGUGAAGGCUGACAAAGGUGGUGAUGUUGACAUGAUGGGUGAAGGCGGAGAUGACGCUCCAGUGCAAGUGCUAAUGAAGGCAGACCUGUCCUGCAGGGAGAGUCUGCAGACUGAAGCUGAGGUUGACCCAAUGGAUGGAGAGCAGACGUGGCCGACUGAAUCAGAACUCCAGGAAGCUAAGGAACUGAGGAAGAACAAGCGGUUAAUGAAGGUUCCCAAGGGAACAUCUGACUACCAGGCCACGUGGAUCAUUGAUGAGGAUGGAGAGAACGAAGACUUGGAUGAGGAAAGCAGCAGUGAUGAUGAUGAUGAUAUUGACAUGAUGGAUGAAGCUAUGGAUGGAGAUGAUGAGAAUUUCUCUCAGGACGGUGAUUCAUGCGGUUCAGAAGAAGAAGAGGAGGAGGAAGAGGUAGAGGUGUCCCCAACAGAGCAUGUAGGAGAAGAUCAGCGCUAUGAUGAACACAUAGAUGAGGCUGCAGAGGAGGAAGGCCUGAAAAGAUAUCGUGAGGCUCGAGCAAAUGAAACGUUUCCAGAUGAGGUGGACACGCCCCUUGACAUGCCAGCUAAAACUAGGUUCCAGCGUUUCAGAGGCCUCAAAAGCUUUCGAUCCUCACCCUGGGAUCCAAUGGAGAACUUGCCACUCAACUACUCGAGGAUCUUCCAGUUCCAGAGCUAUGAACGCACUCGGCGCCGCAUUCUAGCUGAGAAUGCAGCUACAGAAGAGGGAGCCACGGUUGGCCGUUAUGUGACUCUGCACAUUGCUGAUGUGCCUUUUUCUGUGAUGGAAAGUGUCCAUGCUGGAAAACCUCUGGUGUUGGUCUCACUCCUGCCUCAUGAACAAAGGAUGUCUGUUAUGCACGUGCUGGUGAGAAGACAUCCCAGCAACACAGAACACAUAAAGGCUAAAGAUGAGUUGAUUUUCCACUGUGGAUUCCGACGAUUUAGGGCGUCUCCUGUCUUCUCACAGCACACCUCAGCUGACAAACACAAGAUGGAGCGAUUCCUGAGACCUGACACUCCCACUGUUGUGUCCCUGUACGCUCCCAUCACGUUUUCUCCUGCAGGAGCACUGCUCUUCAAACAGAGAAGUGAUGGAGUCCAGGACCUGGUGGCCACAGGCAGCCUGCUCAGCUGUGACCCCCGGAGAAUUGUGUUGAAGAGGAUCGUACUGAGUGGACACCCGUUCAAGAUCAACAGACGCUCUGCUGUUGUCCGUUACAUGUUCUUCAACAGAGAUGACAUCAUGUGGUUCAAGCCAGUGGAACUGCGUACGAAGUGGGGGCGCAGAGGUCACAUAAAAGAACCUCUAGGAACUCACGGACAUAUGAAGUGCGUUUUCGACAGCCAGCUUCGCUCGCAGGACACCGUGCUGAUGAAUUUGUACAAGAGAGUGUAUCCUCCAUGGACGUACGACCCAUACGUACCAGUGCCUCUACCCUGGUUCCAGACAGAGAGCAGUGCAGUGAUAGAAGAUUCAGACAUGGAGUAAUCUUCACAUAUCAGAAACGAACAUAUGUCACAACAAAUGUAUGAAGUAAAAAUAUUCUGAAUCAUU
This is a messenger RNA of Cynoglossus semilaevis (tongue sole), 2615 nucleotides long. It is a transcript of the gene tsr1, whose product is annotated as TSR1 ribosome maturation factor. Gene Ontology annotation, biological process: endonucleolytic cleavage of tricistronic rRNA transcript (SSU-rRNA, 5.8S rRNA, LSU-rRNA); ribosome biogenesis; maturation of SSU-rRNA from tricistronic rRNA transcript (SSU-rRNA, 5.8S rRNA, LSU-rRNA). The transcript is spliced from 15 exons. Gene Ontology annotation, cellular component: preribosome, small subunit precursor; nucleus. Gene Ontology annotation, molecular function: U3 snoRNA binding; GTP binding; GTPase activity. The record is from RefSeq and is a predicted model, not a curated record. Bases 63 to 2549 code for a protein of 828 amino acids. Lineage: Eukaryota; Metazoa; Chordata; Actinopteri; Pleuronectiformes; Cynoglossidae.